AUGGCGGCGGCGGUGGCGGACGAGGCGGCGGCGCGCGACGCGCAGCGGCUGCUGGUGCAGUUCCAGGAUGAGGGCGGGCAGCUGCUGGGCUCCCCGUUCGACGUGCCCGUGGACAUCACCCCGGACAAGCUGCAGCUCAUCUGCAACGCGCUGCUGGCCCAGGAGGAUCCCCUGCCACUGGCUUUCUACGUCCACGAUGCCGAGAUCGUGUCCUCGCUGGGGAGGACGCUGGAGUCCCAGGCGGUGGAGACGGAGAAGGUCCUGGACAUUGUGUACCAGCCACAGGCCGUCUUCAAGGUCCGCGCCGUGACCCGCUGCACCAGCUCCCUGGAGGGUCACAGCGAGGCGGUCAUUUCCGUGGCCUUCAGCCCCACAGGAAAGUACCUGGCCAGCGGCUCUGGAGACUCAACCGUGCGCUUCUGGGACCUGAGCACCGAGACCCCGCAUUUCACAUGCCAGGGACACAGACACUGGGUCCUCAGCAUAGCCUGGUCCCCCGACGGCAAGAAGCUGGCCUCGGGCUGCAAGAAUGGCCAGAUUCUCCUGUGGGACCCGGGGACAGGGAAGCAGGUGGGCAGGACCCUCGCCGGCCACAGCAAGUGGAUCACGGGCCUGAGCUGGGAGCCCCUCCACGUGAACCCCGAGUGCCGCUAUGUGGCCAGCAGCUCCAAGGACGGCAGCGUGCGGGUCUGGGACACGACCUCCGGCCGCUGCGAGCGCAUCCUCACGGGGCACACCCAGUCCGUCACCUGCCUCCGCUGGGGAGGCGAUGGGCUCCUCUACUCCGCCUCCCAGGACCGCACCGUCAAAGUCUGGCGGGCUCACGACGGUGUGCUCUGCCGGACUCUGCAAGGCCACGGCCACUGGGUGAACACCAUGGCCCUCAGCACCGACUACGCCCUGCGCACAGGGGCCUUUGAGCCAGCGGAGGCCUCGGUCAACCCCCAAGACCUGCAGGGGUCCUUGCAGGAGCUGAAGGAGAGGGCUCUGAACCGGUACAACGCCGUGCGGGGCCAGGGCCCAGAGAGGCUGGUGUCUGGCUCCGACGACUUCACCUUAUUCCUGUGGUCCCCAGCAGAGGACAAGAAGCCCCUCGCACGGAUGACGGGACACCAGGCCCUCAUCAACCAGGUGCUCUUCUCCCCGGACUCCCGCCUGGUGGCCAGCGCCUCCUUCGACAAGUCCAUCAAGCUGUGGGACGGCAGGACGGGCAGGUACCUGGCUUCCCUGCGUGGCCACGUGGCUGCCGUGUACCAGAUUGCGUGGUCCGCUGACAGCCGGCUCCUGGUCAGUGGCAGCAGUGACAGCACUCUGAAGGUGUGGGACGUGAAGGCGCAGAAGCUGGCCACAGACUUGCCGGGCCACGCGGAUGAGGUGUAUGCUGUCGACUGGAGUCCAGAUGGCCAGAGGGUGGCAAGUGGUGGGAAGGACAAAUGCCUCCGCAUAUGGAGGAGAUGA
Messenger RNA from Pipistrellus nathusii (Nathusius's pipistrelle), 1458 nucleotides. NCBI's taxonomy places the organism in Eukaryota, Metazoa, Chordata, Mammalia, Chiroptera, Vespertilionidae. The record is from the annotation of a GenBank genome assembly.